Messenger RNA from Theileria orientalis strain Shintoku, 684 nucleotides. Its product is annotated as calcyclin binding protein-like. The record is from RefSeq and is a predicted model, not a curated record. The transcript has 9 exons. Bases 1 to 684 code for a protein of 227 amino acids. Lineage: Eukaryota; Apicomplexa; Aconoidasida; Piroplasmida; Theileriidae.
AUGAGUCUGGCCGAUUUGGAAGAAUGGCAAAGACUGCUGUCGCUGGCUACCAGGCCCUCCGUUAAGACUCAGAUACAGCUAUUCAUCUCAAACCUGGAAUCCACAGUAGUGGCGAGCAAUGGCGUCAAUAGUAAAGCAAACGUUGUUUACAACACGAUAAGUUCAUUCUCCUGGGAUCAGACACCCAAUUUUGUAACAGUUCUCAUCCCCUUUGCUGAGGAGCUCAAGGACGUUGUGGUAGAUGUCGAUACAGAAUCUUUGGACGUUAAGUUUUGUUCUGGAUCGAAGCACUACCAGUUCAAGGUAAAGAAGCUGUACUCUACGGUCAAGAAGGAAGGUGUUAGCUGGAAGCAGAAGAGCGGCUAUCUACAGGUGAAGCUUGAGAAGGAUAAGCAAGUUAACUGGGCUAGCCUGUCUUCGGCCUCCGACAAGGAUAAAAAGCCGAUUCUCCCCAAGAGUGACGACUCAAAUCCCCAGGCCAUGCUAAUGGACAUGAUGAAGAACCUCUACAACGAGGGCGAUGAUGAGAUGAAGAGGACUAUUGCUAAGGCCUGGGUACGCGCAUACGAGUUAAUUUAUUACAUUAGACUGAGGCUAUGGACAAGAGGGUUGAUCCUAUGGUUUAAAGGCUUCGAUGAGUUUCUGCGUCAUUUCUUGCAUCCGUUUAUUAUCUGCACACCAUGA